AAUGAUAGUUUUCAAUUCACAAUUUAAUACAAUGAUUAAUACCUUAGUUGCCAAAGUAAAGAAAGUGCUUCAAGGAUGCGGUGUAAUAGCUGCACCUGAAGAAGAUGUGAAGCUUUUGGGUUCUGUGGGAAGUCCAUUUGUGAUAAGAGUUCAACUUGCUCUAAAAUUGAAGGGAAUUGAUUACAAAUUUGUUCAAGAAAAUUUGCCCAACAAAAGUGAACUUCUCCUCAAAUACAACCCAGUUUAUAAAAAGAUUCCAGUUUUUGUUCAUAAUGAGAAACCUAUAUCAGAAUCCCUUGUGAUUCUCGAGUACAUUGAUGAGACAUGGAAACAAAAUCCAAUAUUUCCUUCUGGUCCUUACCAAAGAGCCAUGGCUCGUUUUUGGUCCAAGUUCAUCGAUGAUAAGAUUGUGCCAGCUGCAUUGAAAUCUGUUUUUAAGGAUGAUGAGAAAGAUCGCAAGAAGGCUAGUGAAGAGUUGUCGAAUGGUUUACAGUUUCUUGAGAAUGAGUUGACGGACAAGUUCUUUGGAGGAAAAGAGAUUGGCAUUGUGGAUAUUGCUGCUCUCUUCAUCCCUUUAAUGCAAGAAGUAGCAGAGUUUCAGUUAAUCAGCAGUGAGAAAUUUCCAAAGCUACACAAAUGGAGUCGAGAAUUUUACAACCAUCCAAUAGUUAAAGAAAAUAUGCCUUCAAAAGAACAACAACUUGCGUAUUACAAAGCUGUCGCUGAAAUACUUGCUGCUAUGUUAAAAUAGAUUAAUAAACUGUAACGCAUGGAACUCUAAAUAACUAGUGUGUUAUGAGUUAUUGUUGUUUGAGAUAUGCACAAUCUCUAAUUUCUCAUGUAUCAUAAUCCUCGUGUAAUAUUGUUGUCAA
Vicia villosa (hairy vetch) is the source of this 872-nucleotide messenger RNA. RefSeq names its product probable glutathione S-transferase. Bases 2 to 751 code for a protein of 249 amino acids. The record is from RefSeq and is a predicted model, not a curated record. The transcript is spliced from 2 exons. NCBI's taxonomy places the organism in Eukaryota, Viridiplantae, Streptophyta, Magnoliopsida, Fabales, Fabaceae. Gene Ontology annotation, biological process: glutathione metabolic process. Gene Ontology annotation, molecular function: glutathione transferase activity. Gene Ontology annotation, cellular component: cytoplasm.